AUGGACUCGAUGAGGUCUCUCAACACCGGGCUGCCGUCCACCCGUCCUGCCCCUCCUGAAGAGCUCCUCCAAGCCUUCCGAAACGCCGCUCUGUCCGUCACAAACCUUUACAAGUCUGCCGUCACAGAUCAGAAUGUCAGUCGCCAAGCUGGAUACCAAGAAGCACUUGAUGAUCUCCUGGGCUUUCUAGAUCACGAGAAUCUCGGGCUGCAGGAUGGCGAGGGGUGGAGAGUGAGGCAGUGGGCCACGGAAAGAUAUGAUGGCUCAGCCCACCAACAUCACACCGACAGCGAUGACGACAAAAGCGAGAUGGGGACUCGGCCACGUAGCGUUUCACCUCCGAGAGAGCAGCCGCAGGAAGCAGUGCCAACUCCGGCCGAAUCUGUCAAAGUGGAAUCGGCGACACAGACGGAGGAUGCCGCGAGUCCGACUGCGCGGGAUGAAACCACUUCACCAUCAAUCUUUCAAUUUACUGGGCGAGAAUCCGAUCACAUGCAGACCGACGAAGAAGGAGCUGGGUCUGCUCAAGUCGAUGGCUCAUCCUCUUCUUCGACAAAUCCUCCAAUUCGACUCGAAGUGCUGAACAGCCGAGGUCAUCGACCAUCCCACAGGCAUGGCAGCCAACGCCAUGGGCCAAGGCAAUCUAAUCGAGAAUUUACUUUUAAUGCCGGCACGAAGCGAAAGUUGCAAUUCCCUGAUUUCUUCGACAUAUCUAAUAUCGGGCCGAAAGAUGGGUUUGGUACCAGUACUAAGCGAGGGCGGCUUUCAUGA
Capronia epimyces CBS 606.96 is the source of this 771-nucleotide messenger RNA. RefSeq lists its product as uncharacterized. The transcript has a single exon. The record is from RefSeq and is a predicted model, not a curated record. NCBI's taxonomy places the organism in Eukaryota, Fungi, Ascomycota, Eurotiomycetes, Chaetothyriales, Herpotrichiellaceae. Bases 1 to 771 code for a protein of 256 amino acids.